Rhizophagus irregularis DAOM 181602=DAOM 197198 is the source of this 1620-nucleotide messenger RNA. RefSeq lists its product as uncharacterized. The record is from RefSeq and is a predicted model, not a curated record. Lineage: Eukaryota; Fungi; Glomeromycota; Glomeromycetes; Glomerales; Glomeraceae.
AUGACUUUAGUUUAUUUAACAGAUGAUUGUAUUUAUUACAUUUUAUACUAUCUUCAAAAUAAUCAUUCAACUUUAUUUAACUGUUUAUUGGUUAAUCGAUUUUGGUGCAAAUCGACAAUUCCUUUGCUUUAUGCAAAUCCUUUUGCAAAUAUAUCCAAAAAAAGAUACCUGAUAAUCUCAACCUUAAUUUUUUGCUUUGAUAAAACAGAAAUUUCACAAUUGAAGAAUCAAUUAGGAUUAAGCCAGGUUAAUAAUAUUAUUAUUGAUGAAGGACACAAACCGUUAUUCGAAUAUCUAAAAUACUUGGAAGAUUAUAAAUAUAGUAUAAUAAAUUCCGUUAUUUAUGGAUGGUUUGCUAAAUAUCAUUCAGGUUUAUCAAGUUUUCAAAAAUUAUAUAAUGAUAUUAUUCCGAUAUUUCAUCAAUCAAUUUUACGUCAAAGUAGAAACAUUAAACAAUUAGAUAUUUUAUCAAGUUUAUUUUACAGAGAAGGUUUUAAAAACUUUAAUAUUCAAAAUCUCAUUUCAAAUUUAACAGAAUUAAAUUCAUUAUCAUUAAAUUUUUGUUUAAAAGGUACCGCAGAUAAUGAACUUGAACAAAAAUUUUUAAGAAAUAUAGCGAAUACUUGUUUAAAUUUGAGAAUAUUAAAAGUUACACUUCCUCAAACUCGAAGAUCACGACUUCAACGUGUCAAUUUCAAUAAUUUGAUCGAUACUACUACUUUAAAAAAGCUUUGUGCAAUUAUUAAAGAGCAAAACAAACUUGAAAUAUUUGAGAUAUGGAAUUGUAAUUCUUUAUUAAAUAAUAUUCUUUUGUCUUUAGAAUUUCAAAAGCAUUCUUUAGUUCAUAUUGAAAUUAUGAGUACUGAUUUUAGUAAUGUUGAUUUUUUAAAAAGAUUUAAUAAUUUACAUAAUUUAGAAUGUUUAAAAUUUGGAUAUUGUAAAGGUAUAUUAUUAAAUCAAUGUGAGAGUUUAAAUUUUGUUUCAUUUAAGCUCAAGGAAUUAGAAUUUAUACGCAAUUAUUGGAAUAUUGAUGUCACGUUUUUAAUGAUCAAAUAUCUAGGCGCACCAUUACAAAGAUUGUUUGUUGAAAAUCCUACUAUUCUUCUCAUUGAUAAUAUAUCAAUAUAUUGUCCAAAUCUUAUUUCAUUAAAAAUAAGAAUUAAUAAUGUCAAUAUUGAUUUAUCAUUUUUAUCAUCUUUAAAAAAAUUAAGAAUCAGAAUAUUAAAUAUUAUUAUUAAUAAUAAUAUUAAUGAUUUUUUUAUAAAUUUAGCAAAUAAUAUACCUAUUAAUAUUAAUAAAAUUUCUAUUAAUGGCGUGAAUAUUAAUGAGUUUUUACAAUAUAAGGAAUUUUUAGAAAAUUGUCAUAAUAGUUUUGAAAUGAUUAAUUUAAAUUAUAGUAUUGAUUAUGAAAUUCUCAAGAUUGUUUUAAAUUAUAUUGAAAGAAGUAACAAUAAUUUAAAGAUUAUUGGUAUUAUGGGAUUGGAUAAAAAAAUGAAUGAUGAGGAAUUAAAAUUAUUAGAUCAAAUUAAAGCUAAAGGAGUUAAAAUAGUUGAAUAUUAUACUGAUCCACUGUGUGUCAGGGAAAGAGUUAUCGUAUGUAAUAAUCAAUUUCUUUAUUAA